This is a messenger RNA of Sorghum bicolor (sorghum), 1610 nucleotides long. Its product is annotated as probable prolyl 4-hydroxylase 4. The transcript has 7 exons. The record is from RefSeq and is a predicted model, not a curated record. Gene Ontology annotation, biological process: peptidyl-proline hydroxylation to 4-hydroxy-L-proline. Bases 240 to 1166 code for a protein of 308 amino acids. Lineage: Eukaryota; Viridiplantae; Streptophyta; Magnoliopsida; Poales; Poaceae. Gene Ontology annotation, molecular function: iron ion binding; procollagen-proline 4-dioxygenase activity; L-ascorbic acid binding. Gene Ontology annotation, cellular component: endoplasmic reticulum.
GCUGGCCGUUCGAUCGACGGCCGACGGGGCGCGCACUUGAGCGGCGGGGCGCUGUCCUGUCUCUCUACCCGUGGAACGUGGCGACCACUUCCAACGGGCCACUCGCCGCCGCUGUGCUCGCGUCACCGCGCGCCGCCGCCCGCCCCGCUCUUCCCCCCUCUUCUCCCGGGACAAGCGAUCUCUCCUCUCCUCCUCUUCUCCUUCCCCGGGGGCGAGUGAUUUUUUUUUCCUCUGUUGCAAUGAAGAGUUCUCCAUGGGCGGGGGCCCGCCGUCCUGCCGUCGUGCAGCUCCUCCUCUUCCUCGCCCACCUCGUCGGCCGCGGCGGCGCUGCCGGGGGAGGCAGCAAGGGCAGCUCGGUGUACCCGGCGGCCGUCGUCUACCCGCAUCACUCCCGCCAGAUCUCCUGGAAACCCAGGGUGUUCCUGUACCAGCACUUCCUCAGCGACGACGAGGCCAACCACCUCAUCUCCCUCGCGAGAGCAGAGCUCAAGAGGUCGGCGGUCGCUGAUAAUAUGUCCGGCAAGAGCACACUUAGCGACGUCCGCACCAGCUCCGGCACCUUUCUCAGGAAGGGCCAGGAUCCAAUUGUUGAGGGUAUAGAGGACAAAAUUGCUGCAUGGACAUUCCUUCCAAAAGAGAAUGGUGAAGAUAUCCAAGUCCUAAGAUAUAAACAUGGGGAGAAGUAUGAACCGCACUAUGAUUACUUCACUGACAAUGUUAACACUAUUCGUGGUGGUCAUCGCUAUGCUACUGUUCUUUUGUACUUAACUGAUGUAGCAGAAGGAGGGGAAACAGUUUUCCCCUUGGCUGAGGAGGUCGAUGAUGCUAAAGAUGCAACCUUCUCAGAAUGUGCUCAGAAAGGCAUUGCAGUGAAACCACGAAAAGGAGAUGCCCUCCUUUUCUUCAACCUUAAGCCAGAUGGCACCACCGAUCCAGUGAGCCUCCAUGGUGGUUGUGCAGUCAUAAGGGGCGAGAAAUGGUCAGCUACGAAGUGGAUCCGUGUGGCCUCGUUCGAUAAGGUCCAUUACCCACAAGGCAACUGCACCGACGAGAACGAGAGCUGCUCGAAAUGGGCGGCCCUAGGGGAGUGCAUAAAGAACCCAGAGUACAUGGUGGGAACCACAGCAUUGCCCGGUUACUGUCGAAGGAGCUGCAAUGUGUGCUAGGGUCAGGAUGUGAGAGGACAACUGGCGUGUUGGAACCAUUGAUCUUGACACAGGAACAGGUUACACCAAGUUGUUUCGCAAGGGUUUGGCCUGGAUUCUGCUGGUUUUGUUGCUCCUUGCUCCUGAUUAGAUAUUGGGUUUUUUGGUUUCCCCUAGCGGUUUUGAGCGGUAACCAGGCAGGAGCUUGGAAGAGUACUCUUUGCUACUGCAUACCACUUGUAUCCAUAAUCCGUAGUCUGUUCUAGGUCUCCUGUGUCCCACAUAAAAGAAAUAUGCGAUAGGUCAUGCUGGAUGGAGAUGCAUUUAGAACAAGCCCAGCGUUUUAUUUAUUGAUUUUUUAGAUUGCUUGGUUCUGCUAGCUCAUAAUCUGUACCAGAAUCUUGGAAGAUCUUGAUUCGUUGUCAUCUUUAACCUUUCUCGAUAUAUGGUAGUAUGCAAUUGGUA